UAUAUGCAGGUAGCGUGUUCAGAAGGUUUCGUACUUCAAAAGGGACCCCUGUCUGUCGCGUCCUUUACGAUGUUUCCUUUUUUUAUCUCACAAGUUAUAUCUUUUGCCCGGCACGGUGCGUACGUCGACGUUAGCCUAGCUACAUCCUAAAAACAGUGAAAGCGUUUGUAAGAAUGCACGUUUGCUCCGUGAUUAAAUGCAGGCACCGCUCGCGUCUCCCAGAAGGUCGACAAAGAAACAAGGAUGUGUCUUUUUACCGGCUGCCCUCCGUUUUGAAGCACCAGGGGGCUAAAACGGAAGAGCUCAGCCGUCGACGGAGGGCACGGUGGUUGACCAAUAUUUGCCGCGACGACCUGCUGGCCAAGGAGGCAGCCCAAACGUCGACACUGAUUCACCUACGAGUGUGCAGUGACCAUUUUGUCGGCGGAAAGCCGUCAGCUUUGUAUGAUCGGCGCAGUCCAGACUGGGCACCCACCUUGAAUCUGGGACACAGUAACCCAGUUGUCGGAGAAAUGGAUAAUCUGGACAACUUUGUGCCCAGAGAUGAGUUGCCAAACUACGGCAGCAUACAGACUCCAUCGGGGCCAGCAGUAAUGGAGAAAGGGCAGUGUUUGACUGCUCCCAUGCUGUACAUGUAUGGGCAGAAUGAGUUGACAGCUCAUCAUUCCCUUCAUUUUGAGCACAGCCAUCACCACGCAGACAACCUGGUAAGAGCAGCCAGGCCAGAGGUCAUGAGGGUUGACAUGCCGGUCCCAGGGAUGCCGAUCUCCGAGUCUAUCAAAAAAGAAGUGAGGUGCCAGACUGACCUGACCCAGCGUCAGAUGCGACUGAACGAGGAGGAUAUGAUGACUCUGAGAGGUGAGCUGUACCAGCUGCGGCAGAAUGCGGCGUGCAGCCUCCUGGACGAGUUGGCCUUCCAGAACGACGACGGCAAGGUCCGCUUCUACACCGGCCUACCCUGCUUUGGUCUGCUGCUAGCAUUCUUUGACUUUGUCGUGCCCCAUGUGGCCAGGUCUCACAGGAAUGCCCUCACCCCGUUUUCCGAGUUUGUGAUGGUGCUAAUGCGACUGCGCCGCAAUCUCCCGCUGCAGGAUCUGGCCUACAGGUUCAACGUCUCAACCGCCACAGCCAGCCGGCUGUUUGAGCGAUGGAUAGACACGAUGGACAUCAGGUUCAGUCACCUCAUCAUGUUCCCAGACAAGGAUCUGAUGGACAGCUGCAUCGCUAAGGAGUUUGCGACGGCGCUGGGCAACCACAGGAAUCUGAUCUUUGUGCACUGUAUCGAGCUGCAUGUUGAUUGGCCCAGGUGCUGGGUCAAGAGGUCAAAUCGAAAGAACCCCGAAGAGGUGAAGUUUCUAAUUGGCCUGAGUCCCUGUGGCCUGAUAGGUUUUGUGUCCAAAGUUUGGAUUGGCAAAGAGGCUCCAAAUGAUCAGAUGGGUUUAAUCAAGCAGAGCGGCCUUGUCGAUCUUUUGCACUGCAACGACAUCGUGCUUUCCACCCCCGACUUUGACUUCUCCCAGUCCGGCUUGUACGCCGCCAAAGUUACCCCGCCAGACAUUUCCGAUGGAACGAAGCGGCUCUGUGCCAUCAACUUAAGUGAAGACAGUGCCAAGAGGAUUGCCGGCAUUGUGAGAGUUCAAACCGAGGGCGUCAUACGCUCCCUGCGACAGAAGUACCAGAUUCUGGAAGGACGGUUACAAGUUGAGCUUGUGAAACGGCGUAAUGGCCGCAUUGAUUCACACAUGGACAAAAUCGUGAGAGUGUGCUGUAGUUUGAUCAAUACCUGCGCCGCGAAAUCUCCUCAGUGCUUGGCCGUCAUGCAUGUAACUUGAGUGCAAAAAAUGCAUCCACAGUCCAUCGUGGUGAACAAAAGGUGUCAUCAGGGUUUCUGAACAUAAUUUAUUUGGAAGCAUAUGCAUCGCUUACGGGUUCCAACAUUUUUCUUCACCAGUGCAUUGCAUUUCAUUUUUACGUAGCCACCUCCCACAUUGCGUGAAGAGGCAGAGAUCGGACUUAAGGUUUGCCACUGUGCAUUGUCAUUUGACCCCCAAAUCAACUUUUUGUGCAGCCCUGUUUGCAACGCUUUUUUUUUUUUUUUCGGUGCGCGUGCAGUUCAAGUCGCAUGAUGUACAAUGCACCACUUUGAUGACGGGGAUGUGUUUCGGUGUUGUGUAGAACUGAAUACACCGUGGGUUCGGUCCCAGCAGAAACUUGUUCCGUUUUUCUGCAGUCUAUGCAAGGCUGAUAUUGCAGGCUGAAAAUGCUGGAACUGUGCAUGUAGUGUCGUUUUGUUUGACGCAUACCAUCAUGCGCAGACAGAAAACUUAUUACCAGUCGUCAAGCUAUCGUACACUCAUGUAUUCCACUGCCCUGCAUUGCUGGCUUAAUGUUGCUUUCUCAUUGGCUGAAAUCGAAAAGGAGCCUGUCAAUUUAAAAAACUAUUGGACGCUUCCCUUGGAAAGCAUUUUUUGUUGAGUGGGAUUUUGACCCGUACAUCAAAAAUGUGAAAACGGCGGCCUUAUUUCCAGUUGAGUUGUGAUUUUAGUGGCAUUUCCAGCGACAUAAUUAGAAGUUUGUCAUUAUACCUUUUUAAGGCUUUGCCAAAUAUCCGAAUAACAAAUAUUCAAUCGACUAUAUUUGAAUGUUAUUUGUCGAAUUUGAAUAUUUGAGUG
Messenger RNA from Acanthaster planci (crown-of-thorns starfish), 2672 nucleotides. RefSeq lists its product as uncharacterized. Lineage: Eukaryota; Metazoa; Echinodermata; Asteroidea; Valvatida; Acanthasteridae. The record is from RefSeq and is a predicted model, not a curated record.